CAGAUCACAUUUUUAACCAUGGUGGUUUCUGGGGAAGAAUCAUCUAUGCAGACAUCCAACUUCAAAACAAAUACCGUAUUCGUAUUAUCAAUUCCAGCCGAGCUUUCUAUGCAAGUGAUUUACACAGGCGAUCUUAACGCUGAACCUAGAAGGCACAUCAAUCCUAAACAUUCUAAUCAAUUUUUUCGAAAUUUGGCAAAUUGCAACCUAUUCAAUCUUGGAGAUAUUUGCUACGAUGAUGCUAACACAAGACACCCCACCUUCCAUAGAAAUGGCUGCAACCCAAGUAGAAUUGACCAUAUAUACUGCUCCACUGAAUUAGCUACGCAAACAAUCGGUUUAACUUCUACUCCAACAGACCUUUCUGACCACUAUUUACUU
Funneliformis geosporum is the source of this 381-nucleotide messenger RNA. The record is from the annotation of a GenBank genome assembly. NCBI's taxonomy places the organism in Eukaryota, Fungi, Glomeromycota, Glomeromycetes, Glomerales, Glomeraceae.